AUGUUGAGACAAAUCCCCGAAGAGUUUCAUCCAUUCAUUGAUUCCUUGGUUCAUGUAGAGGGAGACGGACACUGCGGAUUUAGAUGUGUUGCUGCAAUGUUGGAUAUGGGAGAAGACAAAUGGGCGAUUGUUCGUCGGACUCUGAUCCAGGAACUUGACACUGAAUUUGACAUGUACUGUUCAAUAUUUGGGAUAGCUGAGGCAAAUGAGAUACGUUGUGCUUUACAUGUCACUUCAGACGGGCCAGUAGGAGACGAUAAGUGGAUGACCGUUCCUAAUAUGGCAUACAUUAUAUCCACAGCUUAUAAAGUGGUGUUCAUGACCCUUGCUAUUAGUGGAUGUAACACUUUCUUCCCAUUGAGAGGAAGUGCAGACCCACCGGCACUCCACAAACGCAUUGCAGUUGCAUUUGUUAAUGAAAAUCACUUUAUUGGGGUUGUUCUUCGUGAUGGGCACCCAAUGCCGCUCACUGCUCACAUGUGGACAUAUCAUCGCAGGAAUGAGGCCAAGACAUGGGUUGAUCCCUAUUCUGCUCGAAUCGACACUUAUAGUGCAUAUCUUGCCGCUAAACAUGGUGGUGGUGAUCACUCAAGAAUAGACCUUAGUGAGGAUUAA
This is a messenger RNA of Lotus japonicus, 615 nucleotides long. RefSeq lists its product as uncharacterized. The coding region runs from base 1 to 615 and encodes 204 amino acids. The record is from RefSeq and is a predicted model, not a curated record. The transcript is spliced from 2 exons. Lineage: Eukaryota; Viridiplantae; Streptophyta; Magnoliopsida; Fabales; Fabaceae.